AUUUUGCUUCAUUUCACGUCUCGCUUUCGUACCGUUCACAACGUACGCUCAUAUCAGUUUUUUCAAGUAUUACGAAGACGCACUCGUCUUUCGGAAUUUCAUCAGUUCAGUGUAGUUAAAGAUCGCUGAAGGAAAAACAACAAACUAAACGAAGAGAUUUGUGAAAGUGAGAUUUCACCCAAAACAAAACAGAAAAAAAAACAUUCUAUGAACAAUUUGUUGCAAAAGAAGUGCAGUGAUAACACAACGAUAAAAAGUUAACAACAAUUGUGCGGAAAGACAAUCCUGUGAAGUGACACAACCAAAACAACACAAGAAGAACACAAUGGUUUAUGCAAACAUGGUAGCAGAGUCCGCGAUGAGCGGCAAAAUCCCACAGCCAAGCUCAUUGGAACCGCUAUCCAGGACAUACCAGUACCGCAAAGUGAUGAAGCCAAUGUUGGAGCGCAAACGCCGUGCCAGGAUCAACCGAUGCCUGGAUGAGCUGAAGGAACUGAUGGUGUCAGCUCUGCAAUCGGAAGGUGAAAAUGUCUCCAAAUUGGAAAAGGCCGACAUCCUGGAGUUGACCGUUCGUCACUUGCACAAACUCCGCCGGCAGCAAAGAUUGACCGUUAACCCAGUGAUCGAUGCUGACCGUUUCCGUGCCGGAUUCACCCAUGCCGCCAAUGAAGUUUCCCGCUGUUUGGCAUCCACCCAAGGAGUAGACAUCAAGUUAGGCACCAAGCUUAUGACCCACCUCGGACACCGGCUGAACGAUCUGGACAAAGUUUCACCACUGUCCGUUCACGUCGAGCAGAACCUGCAAUCUCCUCCUAUCUCACCGUUCUCCACCUCCUCAUCUACUGCCGCUGACCUGCAGUCCUACCAGAUGCCACUGACUCCUCAGUCGUUCCGUUCCGGAAGUGGCAACUCCAACAGCCCAUCACCAAAUCCCAGCGAGUGUUCUUCAACCGGUAGCGAUCAGCAAACCUCCGGUCUGCUCAAGAUUCAGGAAUCCGUCUGGAGGCCGUGGUAAAGCCUGUUUGUUCGAUCGGACCUCCUCCGUUGGAACCGGUACCAGUGAAACAAGACUUAUCACUCAACGCAACCAAAUUCCUCAAUCCAGAGAUCUCAAGAGACAACAAGACAAAAACAGAACCUUUUAAAACAAUCAAUCAAUCGUAUGGGUAUAGCUUUAAUAGGAGAUAGGACUUUUCACUCUAAUUGUUUUUAAGAGUUUGUGAUAUUAACGUUCUUUAGGGACUAGGCCUUAAGCUUUUUGUUAGUACUUUUUCGCUGAGAAAGACCUGUUUUAUUUCUGCAUUUAGCUCAGAAUUUUUUUUUUAGUAGCCAGUAGAAGAUGUUUGUUCUCAAAAUAAAACUUAAGAUUGUUUACGAAUUGCGCAGUUUGCUGCAAUUUCUGUGAUUAUAAGCAAAACAAACAAAAUCAAAAAUGUUCUUUUUGAUCAAUUAGAGCUAAGACAAAAUAAAAGAAUGACUAUCAAAUAUUUGAAAAAAUUAAACCUUUCAUCUUCUCAAUCAUCAACUAAAACACUUCCGAAAA
Ochlerotatus camptorhynchus is the source of this 1543-nucleotide messenger RNA. Its product is annotated as enhancer of split mbeta protein-like. Gene Ontology annotation, cellular component: nucleus. Lineage: Eukaryota; Metazoa; Arthropoda; Insecta; Diptera; Culicidae. Gene Ontology annotation, biological process: regulation of neurogenesis; anterior/posterior pattern specification; regulation of transcription by RNA polymerase II. The record is from RefSeq and is a predicted model, not a curated record. The coding region runs from base 326 to 1015 and encodes 229 amino acids. The transcript has a single exon. Gene Ontology annotation, molecular function: DNA-binding transcription factor activity, RNA polymerase II-specific; protein dimerization activity; RNA polymerase II cis-regulatory region sequence-specific DNA binding.